Messenger RNA from Diabrotica virgifera virgifera (western corn rootworm), 3877 nucleotides. Its product is annotated as zinc finger protein 345-like. Lineage: Eukaryota; Metazoa; Arthropoda; Insecta; Coleoptera; Chrysomelidae. Gene Ontology annotation, cellular component: nucleus. The record is from RefSeq and is a predicted model, not a curated record. Bases 284 to 2569 code for a protein of 761 amino acids. The transcript is spliced from 3 exons. Gene Ontology annotation, molecular function: DNA-binding transcription activator activity, RNA polymerase II-specific; RNA polymerase II cis-regulatory region sequence-specific DNA binding. Gene Ontology annotation, biological process: regulation of transcription by RNA polymerase II.
ACUUCAGAUUCGAUUUGUUUUUAUUAUUAAAAAUAAAAUGUUCAUUAUAAAUUAAUUAUUCAGUGCUAAGUGCUAUAGGCAAUAGGCAUAGGCUAUAAAGCUUCUAUCGGCUUGUAGUGCUAUGAUAUUUAUUAUAUACAACUUGUAGGGUAUUCGCUAGUAAAUACGAACUAUUGGAAUAGGUGAAGAAAAAUAAAUAUCUGAAAACAGUUGUUAUGAACUAGAUAAAAACAAAUAGUGUUCUUUAAAAGCCUAAUUCUCAAAUCCUUUUAAUUCAAAUGUGAUGGCAUUUCUACACAAACUAGGAGAAUUCCUAAACUUUUCAGAGGAACAGUGCAAGUCAAAAAAUGAAAGUGAUAAAAUAUGUUCCUUUUAUGCUAUGAAAAAUGUGAAAAUUAAGAUUGAGGAAGAUGCGGAAAUUUCCUAUCGCCGCUUAACCCAACUUACACCCGUAAAAGUUGAGGAUUGUAAAAUAGAACUGUCAGAAACAGAGAAUGUUGAUAAAGUUAAGUCUGAUUCUUCUGAGAUACCCCCAGAGGAUACUAACAUUGAAAUUAAGCAAGAAAAUGAAGAGUUUGAUCCUGAUCUGGAUAAUAUUGCAGCUACUGAUCCCAUUAAUAGUUAUUCAACCAAUACUACUAGGGAGAGUAUUUAUAAAUCUAAGUCCAAUGCUCCUCAAAUUCUUCCACAAGAUAUUAAAGUUGCAAUUAAACAAGAACGUGAAGAUUGUGAUUUUUUUGUGGAUAAAAUGCGACUUACUCACAUUAACAAUAGUUAUUCAACUAAUUAUUUAAGCGAGAAUAUUGGUAUACCCAAGUCUGGUGCUUCUCAAAUUGCUCCACAAGGUAUUAAAGUUGAAAUUAAACAAGAACAUGAAGAGUCUGAAUUUGUUCUGGAUUCAGUUAGCAACACACAUAAUACUCAUCUAAAUUCAGAAGUAAAAUUGGAAGACUUUGUUAAACUGGAAAUUAAUUCUAAUUUAAGGAAAAGAAAAAUCAAAGCAGUUAAUAGAAGGAAGAAAUUAACGGAUUAUUCUACUUUCACCAAAAAAUGGCUUUCUUGGCUAACCUCAACAAGGAACAAAAACAAAAUUCAUAGUUGUUCCUUCUGUGGCAAAACAUGCAUAAAACCUUCAAUACUUAUGUCUCAUUGUAAAGUAAGUCAUUUUGCAAAAAAGGUAAUACGAACUAAGCAAACUAAAAUCAAGUCAUCUUCCAUAUUACAUGAUUUAGUGAAAAAGAAAAAUGAUGAAAACGGAUCGUCAUAUGAAGACCACUAUACAUUUGAUGAAAGUAAAAAGGAAUAUGUACGCUGUACGUUGUGUCCAAAAAAACCAAAGUCCCAUUUUAUCUUUCACACUGACCAAAAGUUAUUUGAAUGUACCACGAUUCAAAAAAAACUUAAUAAAUCCGGUAACUUGACCACACAUGUGCCUGUGGAAUCUACGAAAAAUCCAUAUACAUGUAAAGUUGGUUUAGAACAACUUUCUAAAAAUCGCUAUUUACUAGGACAGAAAAGUUAUAAAUGUCAUGUUUGUUCGAAAGAAUUCACCCAAAAUGAUCAUUUCAGAUGUCAUCAACUAGAACAUUCUGUGAAGCCUUUUGAAUGCGAACUCUGUGGAAAGAAGUUCAAGAAGGAGUAUCAAAUGACUCAUCACCACAUGGUUGUCCACUUUGGUAUCAGACCUUAUAAGUGUGACUUGUGCCCUAAAAUAUGUGUUCGGUCUGACGACUUGAAGAAACACCGAAGGGUGCAUAAUGGGGACAAACCACACAAAUGCACGAUUUGUCCGCAGGAGUUUGUACGAAAAUGGGGACUGAGAAUGCAUAUGCUUCGUCACACGGGAGACAAGCCUGCCAAGUGCGAGGUUUGUUCAAAAGAGUUUAAAUACGUAUACCGUCUUAACCAACAUAUGUAUGUCCACUCUAAAGAAAAGCCUUUCAAAUGUAAUAUUUGCUCAAAAGAGUUCAAACACAAUUAUAGUCUUAAACCACACAUGUUGGUCCACACUGCAGAAAAACCUUUUGAAUGUGAGAUCUGCCUCAAGAAACUUUGUUCUAGAAGCAGUUUACGCCGACAUAAGCUUCUCCAUUCCAAAGAAAAACGUUUCGAAUGCAGUAUAUGUUCGAAAAAGUUUGCCACGUCAAGUAAUUUAAAACAGCAUUUGUUUGUGCAUUCAGACAACAAGCGCUUCAAAUGUGAAAUUUGUCAAAAGAAGUUCACAGAAAAGCGUGGUUUGACUAGGCACAUGCAAGUUCAUAACGGAGAUAAGCCGUUUCAGUGCGAGAUUUGCUAUAAACGUUAUUCAGAAAAUUCAGCAUUAAAGACGCAUGUGCUUCUACACGAAAACAAAGACUGUUUCAAAUGUGACGUGUGCGAGAAAAGGAUGUCAACGAGGCACGGCUUAAAAGGUCAUAUGCGAAUCCACACUUUAGAAAAACCUUACGAAUGCGAUAUUUGUUUGAGAUCUUUUGCUAACCAAAGUAACAUGUUCAAACAUAAGAAAAUCCACGUUGAUAAAAAUACUACUUCCCCUGUCCAAAAAACAGGAACAGAUAUCAUUAAGUAAUAUUCUUGAAAAAUUUCCUUACGAAUGCUAUAUUGUUUGAGAUCUUUUGCUAACCAAAGUAACAUGUUCAAACAUAAGAAAAUCCACGUUGAUAAAAAUACUACUUCCCCUGUCCAAAAAACAGGAACAGAUAUCAUUAAGUAAUAUUCUUGAAAAAUUGUUACUGCGAGAUCUGUCGAAAAGCAGACCAUAAUGAACAUUUUCCAUAGAAGUUGGCUAGAGUAAUACUAGAUAAAUUACAAAAAAACCUCAAUGUCACAUUGUCAGUUUGUUUUUGACACCUUUCAGAAACAGCACUUACCUUUCAUUCAGUUGCCAUUAAACUGUCGUAAUGUAGAGAUGACAACUCAAUUUACAUCCCACGUGAUGGGAUGGUUCGUACCUUACCUAAAGGAUAAUUCCAUAUUAGUUAUAUUAAUCCUAUGGAAUUUCAAACAAAUAUUCAUUUGUAAAAUAACAUUUGGUAGCUCAGCUAGCAUUCAACCUGUAAGUUUAGCCAACUUGCUUUAACCCUAGUCAAAAUUUCAACUUUGUAUUCAUUAACACGGUUAUACUUACUUUUAGGUUUAUUUUAACACUGCUGAUGAUUUUGUAAGAAAUUCGAAAACGUUAUGUUGUGAUGUAGCCCUUAAAGGGAUUUUAAUAAAAGUUCUUAUACCUUUUACAAAGGAUUUUUUCAAUAUUUUUUUUUAUUUUCCAUAGAAGUCUAUCUUUUUGCUGGAAUCAGUUCAGAAUGUAUGUAAACCUUGUACUUAGUUUGUCAUUUAACAAAAUCUGCCAAGUUUGAAAAAGUAAAAUGAAUUUGGAAAAUGAUCAAUAAAAAAAAUGCUAUCCCAGGUUGCUUUAACUUCCUCCGUCGUAUAUUAUUAGUUGAUGCUCUGGAAAUCAGUGCCUUCUAGCAUUGUUGCUACAAAUUGGUUACGUUGCUUCCUGUUGUAUUUCUUUUUAUUGAUCAUGUCCCAAGUUUAUUUUGCUUUCUCAAACUUGGCUACACCCCAGGCAACCAAAUAACGUUUACAAAACGUUGAAAAAACGUCAUAAUUAUCACCAAACGACGUCAGUUUAUCACGUUUUUUCGACGUCGAAAAUCACGUAAAUAUGUCCCAUAAUACAAAACGUAGUUUUUACGUCUAUUUUGCGUCGUUUUUUAGAUUUAUUUUUCAUUUUAUGGUUUUAGAAAUACACAAUAAUUGAAUGGGUCCGCCGAAUAACGUUGUAAGCGCCACAUGGUUUGUUUUUGAGAAGUCAAAGAAAAAGUUUUAAUAUUGUGAUAAUGGUGAGUUUAUACAUUUUAAAGGUAAGUAAUAC